Messenger RNA from Neogale vison (American mink), 1908 nucleotides. RefSeq names its product zinc finger imprinted 2 (gene ZIM2). The record is from RefSeq and is a predicted model, not a curated record. Lineage: Eukaryota; Metazoa; Chordata; Mammalia; Carnivora; Mustelidae. Bases 1 to 1908 code for a protein of 635 amino acids. Gene Ontology annotation, biological process: regulation of DNA-templated transcription. The transcript is spliced from 7 exons.
AUGACGCCAACAUUCCCGGCAGAGCGCGCGCGCAGACGCGCGGCAGGACGCACGCGCCGCGGCUUGGGCGUGAAGUCCCAGCACGAGCCGUUCAGUCAGGCGAGGCGCCCGGUGGGUGAGGUCCUGGGUUUCCGUAUCUUCUUUUCAAAUGAUACAGCUCUGCCCAUCAUCUUCCACAAAGUGUGUUCUGGAGCAGCCUGCCUUUUCGAGUACCUUUGUCCUGAAGCUGUAAAGAUGCUGCACAUGACAGACGUUUUGGAUAUCUUGAAGAAUACUCAGCUCUUCCGUCUACAUGAUCAAGAAGAGAAUCCAGAAACCAUCCCCAUAAGAAAUCCAGGGGUUCUGAAAGUUUCUCAUCAGAAGUUUAGGGAUUUUCAGUAUCUUUCAGUGACGGGGCCUCACCAAGCUGUGAGCCAAAUCCAGGAGCUCUGCCGGCAAUGGCUGCAGCCAGAGACCCACACCAAGGAGCAGAUGAUGGAGCAGCUGGUGCUGGAGCAGUUUCUGAACACGCUACCAGAGGAAGUCCAGAGCUGGGUGAGGUCCAAAAAGCCCAAGAACAGCAAGGAGGCAGGAAGCCUGGUGGCUAGUUUGAUCCAAGCAUGUGGGGAGAAAGGUUUCUCUCCUCAGGACUUUGUCCUCGCAGAAGAGAGGAACACCAAAGAACACCAAAAGGACACGGAGAUGUCUGACAGUCUCUCAUCUGCUGGAUCCCAGGAGUUGGUGACUUUCCAGGAUGUGGUUGUGGACUUCAGUCCAGAGGAAUUAACCUACCUUAGUGCUGCUCAGAGGAACCUCUACCGGGAGGUGAUGCUGGAGAAUUACAGGAAUCUGGUCUCCUUAGGGUACCAGUUCUCUAAACCCGACAUUAUCUCACAGCUGGAAGAAGAAGAGUCACGUGUGAGGGAAGAAGACAGCAAUACAGAGCUGUGUCAAGAUGGGGAGGAAAGACCUAAAACCAAAGAUCUAACUCCAGAGCAAAGUCUGCCUAUGGAAAAGUCAUCCUCAGGGGCAGGAAUGGAGGAUCAGAUGGGAGGAAACUUCUGCAGUGUCUCUGUAGGAGAGCCUUCUCCUGAUGACCCAUCAGAUUCAUGCCAGGUCAACCAGGAGAAACCUUUGAGUCCUGUAACAAUGGGUGAGCCCAAGUCCCCUGCUCAAGAAAGAAGCCACGACAGUGAUGAUUCUGAGAGCAGCUCAGAUCUUACUAAACAAUCAGAAGGCCCUCCAGGAAAGGAUCCCCAGGAACGUGCUACUCCUGGAGUUUGCACCAGGUCCCAGCCAGUGGAUGAUGAGUCUUUCCUCCAAGAGAACAGAUGUGGAUUUUGUGAAAGAACUUUUCUUACCCAGACAGCUCGUGAGAGACAUGAGCAGAUCCAUACUGGGAAGAAACCAUUUGAAUGUAAACGAUGUGGAGAAGCCUUUUACCUCAUGCCACACCUCACCAGACAUCAGAGGACUCAUUCCAGCGAGAAGUCCUCUGGAUACGAUGAAGGUGGAAAGCCCUUCAUCCAGCAUGCAGAUAUCUGUGGCCGUAUAAGAAUUCAUAGCCAGGAAGACUACUAUGAAUGUUUCCAGUGUGGCAGAGCCUUUAUCCAGGAUGUGCAUCUUUUUCAACAUCUCAAAGCCCACGAGGCAGCAAAAGCCCUUCCACCUGGGUUGCCCCGCAUUAAGACGUACUUAAUUCGCUAUCAGAGGAAACAUGACUAUGUUGGAGAGAGAGCCUGCCAGUGUUGUGACUGUGGCAAAGCCUUCAGUCGGAGUUCACAUCUCAUUCAACACUAUCGAAUUCAUGCUCAAGAGAGACCUUACCAGUGUCAGCUGUGCGGGAAGUGUUUCAGCCGACCUUCAUACCUCACUCAACAUUAUCAACUUCAUUCUCAAAUGAAACCUGAGGAGUGCAGUUAUUACUGA